Messenger RNA from Hyalella azteca, 1377 nucleotides. RefSeq lists its product as uncharacterized. The transcript has 3 exons. Bases 216 to 1376 code for a protein of 386 amino acids. Lineage: Eukaryota; Metazoa; Arthropoda; Malacostraca; Amphipoda; Hyalellidae. The record is from RefSeq and is a predicted model, not a curated record.
AGGCCCCGACUGAGGCCAGUGCUAUUCAGCAGGCCCUCACUGAGGCCAGUGCUAUUCAGCAGGCCCCGCCUGAGGCCAGUGCUAUUCAGCAGGCCCCGACUGAGGCCAGUGCUAUUCAGCAGGCCCCGACUGAGGCCAGUGCUAUUCAGCAGGCCCCGACUGAGGCCAGUGCUAUUCAGCAGGCCCCAACUGAAGAGGCGAAUCCGAUCACUGCGAUGCGCCAAGAUGCUCUGAACAAGCUAGAGUUUGACGACUUCAAGGUGUAUGGUGCACUGAAGACCGAACUCAUCUCCGAAGAACAGCCGGUUCACACGCUGCGCGUGACGAUGAACCUUGCCAAGAUAGAAGCCGCCAACAAGGUGUAUGCCGAGUGGGUCAAAGCUGGCAAGCUCUACCCGCCUCCCGAGGUGAUGAGCGUCUACGACGUUCUUGGAGAGCUGCCCAACUACGACGCUGUCGCAGGCAGCGAGGCAGCACUUGAUCGUGCUGUCACUUUUAAAAUGUCAAUACAUCCUAAAUGUGUUGUGUUGUCUAAGGACGUUAAGAAUAAUGUGAAAUGUAAUCCUUAUGUUGCUAAAACUAAGCGCAAGGCCGAAGACGAAGCCGGCCCUUCACCAAAGAAGGUGCCGCCCUUCGUUAAGAAGGCCAAGAUUGCUGCGCAUGCCGAACCGGAGGUAGAGGAGUCCACUGAUACUCCAGUACCUCCGGAACGCCCAACAACGCCUGCGCCCCCAGCGCCCGUCGAGUCAGAGCUAACGCAGCUCCUCGAUGUGCUCAAAUCCCUUUCCCCAACCGCGCUUGCUGCUGUACGUGCUGCCGUAGCUCCUGAGCUACCCACAGCAGCUAGUACAGCCCCCGUUGCUGGCGGCACCUCUAUUGGGGAGCCCACCCUUGCGCCGCAGCAGAUCAGUCCUCCAGCGGCACAGCCCUCCGACCCCGACCUUAGACCCGACCCUAACCUGUCUGGUCGCUACAGGUUGGGUAAGGACAGUACUGUGCUACCAGAGGGAGUGACUACUCUGCACGAGAUUAUUGCCUCUACAUCGACGAAGCAGACUAACGAUGCACUAGAGUUAGCCUUCACGAUGUUAAAUGACGCGCGCGUAUUGAGUGUGGCCCCUGAUUACCAUGCUGUAGGCCCUCCCAACCCCCUCAUGCCUGAUACUAUUGUCUUCCGACAAACGGAACACUUCACGCAGUAUCAGGAUGAUAACAUUGUGAUGGGUGUUGAGGAGAGAGACUACGACACCGUGGUCGCGUGCACUGCCCACAACCAGCACGUGACCAUAAAUGUUGUCCAACCGGCCGAGAUGAUUGGCGAGGGUAUUACGGUACCAACUGACUGCUAUUUUAUGAUGCAGCCAGACGACAGGUGAU